AUGACUGGACCUGUUAUUCCAUUUGGUAAAGAAUUUCGUGAGAAAUAUUUCACAUUACUUGAUCCAAAAGUCUACCCCGUAAAUCAUGGAUCUUUUGGCUUAGUACCUACUCCAGUAUAUGAAAAAUACAUAGGAGCAAUUGCUGGACAUUAUACUUAUCCUGAUAAAUUCUAUCUUCAUCAACGUGAAACAUAUAUAAAACCGUUGAAGGAAUUUAGUAGAAUUGUGAACUGUGAUUAUAGAAAUCUUGCCUUUGUUGAUAAUGUCACCACUGGGAUUAAUACUGUGUUAAGAAGUUAUCCAUUUAAAAAGGGGGAUAAGACUGUUAUUCAAAGUACUGUAUAUGGUGCUUGUGGGAAUACUGUCAAAUUCUUGCAGGAUAGAUAUGGAAUUGAAUGUAUUGAAGUUCCAUUGAAUUAUCCUAUUUCUGAUAAAGAGAUCUUAGAUAAAUUUUAA
Molecule: messenger RNA, 456 nt
Organism: Hemisphaericaspora subhashii
Lineage: Eukaryota; Fungi; Ascomycota; Pichiomycetes; Serinales; Debaryomycetaceae
Exons: 1
Coding region: 1-456 (151 amino acids)
Source: RefSeq, a predicted model, not a curated record